CAGGCAGCGUCAGUACGGUUGUCCGAAGGUGAGAGUAAUCUCGGUGAUAAGGGUGCUUUCUGGAAGAACCUGAGUAGGGGAGAGAGCGGCGAAUAGUGUCCUUCCUUGCGAUUGCUGGGACACAUGGACACCGACAUGUGCCAUCGAGACGGACGACCUGCAUCCAGCAAAGGAUCUUCAAGCGUGGACAUAGCACCAGGGCUUAUAUUCUCCGAGAGAUUCUGGACCUAUCCGAAGUGCAAGGGUGCAAAGCACUGUUCGAACAAGGCGGGAUUUCUGCGUCUUCCGAGUUAUAGACGUCUCGCCGACAUUCCCGUCAUAUCACAUAUUGUGCCGAAAUUGAGAGGCGUUUUGCUGCUGGACAAUAUCGACACCUCAUGAGAGCUUUGGAUGCUCGUGGUGAUAGAUCCUUCCUGCUCAGAUAAACAACGGUGACGAUGGUCCAG
Stereum hirsutum FP-91666 SS1 is the source of this 446-nucleotide messenger RNA. RefSeq lists its product as uncharacterized. The coding region runs from base 124 to 381 and encodes 85 amino acids. The record is from RefSeq and is a predicted model, not a curated record. The transcript is spliced from 2 exons. NCBI's taxonomy places the organism in Eukaryota, Fungi, Basidiomycota, Agaricomycetes, Russulales, Stereaceae.